UUCUCAAAUCUUCUAAAAGAUAAAGUCCUACUAGAAGAAAACAUGGAAAUUGCUCAAAGAGAAACUGAUGUAGCAACCAAAUGCUUGAAUGAAUUGCGAAGGGAUUUUUCUGUGCUCAGCAGCAGCAUGGACUCGUACAUUUCUGCGAAUAAAAGUCUAGAAAGGAAAUCUUCAGAGUUAGAAACUGAAAAGCAUGAACUGGAGCUGCACUUGUCAGAGCUGGAACAUGAAAAUAGGCAGUUGUCACUAUGCAUUUCUGACUUGGAACCUCAACUGAGGGACCUGACAGAUGGCAGGGUUUCAAGCCAAGUGGAACUAGAAAAUUCAAAAUCUCUUGCACCGGAUUUCCAUAAUGAGAUAAAAAGAUUGACAACUGAGUUAGAAACUGAAAAAAUACAUGCGAAAAGUCAGCUGCAGAUUAUGCAUGAUCAGUUUUCAGAAACACACAAAGAAUGUGAGUGGUUAAGAAGUGAGAAUCUAAGAUUACAACAAACUGAAGAGAGUCUCCUUCAAGAAAAGAAUUCUUUUCAGAAAUCAAAUGAAGAAUUGAGGAAGGAACAGUUAGAACUGCAGGAAUAUUGCACAAAUUUGGAGGCUAGAUUAAGGGAAUCAAACAAAAGCAUGGCAGAUUGCUCUAAGAGAGUUGAAAUUUUAGAAGAAAGUUUAUCUUCGGUACUGGAAGAUUUUACACUGAAAGAGAAAACCUUAACUUCUGAAUUAGAUGUGCUUCUUGAUGAAAACAGGAAACAAAAGGAGAAAAUUAUACUGGGAGAAGGCUUGUUGAACCAGAUGUACUCUGAGAAGGCAGCUGAAGUUGAGAAUCUUCAAAGAGAAAUAGGAAAUGUCACCAACAAACUCUCUGCAACUCAUAUGGAAAUGGAGAAAAUAGCUUCCAGUGCUCGGCAAGAAGCAUUUGAGUUGGAUUGUGAUAAAGCUAAACUGGAAACUAUCCUUCAAGAGGUCCAAUCUAAACUGAAGUGGACUGAGAAUGAGCUCAGUACUGUAAAAGAAGAAGCUGACAGACAUAUACAAUCCCAGCUGGAAGAACUUGCUUCCUUGAAGAAAAAACAAGAAAUGCAGGAAGUUGAUCACCAAAGGAAGUUAAAGAUGUUGGGGGAUUACAAGUCAAAAGAAGAAAAAUAUGAGAAUAGUGUCAAUGAUCUUGAACUGAAGCUUACAGUUUCAGAGUAUGAAAGGCAACAACUUAUACAAGAAUCGACCAAUCUGAAAAUUCAGUUGCUAAAUGUGAACCAUCUUGAAGAUGAACUGUUGACUCUGAAAAAUGAGCUUAGCAUAGUCAAGUCUGAGAAAGAGACACUGGAAGAUUCUUUCCGUCAAAAAUCCAAUGAAUGCGGAGACUUGAAGGCAGAGAAGAUAUCAUUAACUGAGAAGAUCUCUGCUUUGCAGAAGGCAGCAUCGGAGUUAGAGGACUUCAAGCAUAGUAAACAAAAAAUUACAGCAGAAGGCAAUCGAAAGUCAAAGGAUGCACCUCAUGCACAAGGUUAUGAGCUGAAAAAUGAGUUAGGCCAGACCAAGAGAACAAAUAGAAAAUUGCAACGGAAGAUUCAACUACUUGAGGAGGCAAAAGAGGAGAAUCUGAAGAAAACUCAAGCCCUUGAAGAAGAAAGAAAACUCAUGAAGGUUGAGAAACAAAAUCACAGGGAAUCCAGUGGAAUAAAUUAUCCUGAAAAUAAUCAUGAAAGAAAGGUUGAGAAUGAGGUUGAUCCCUUCUCAAAGAUUCAGUUCCUUGAGAAUGAACUUGCCAAGGUUGUGGAAGCUAGUAAUACUUACAAAGUACAGCUAAACAAGUGA
This is a messenger RNA of Carica papaya (papaya), 1812 nucleotides long. The record is from RefSeq and is a predicted model, not a curated record. Lineage: Eukaryota; Viridiplantae; Streptophyta; Magnoliopsida; Brassicales; Caricaceae.